AGAGGAGCAACAUCUUUAUAAGGUUUGAGGGUUUCACAGUUGAACACACAACUGAACCUCCUCACAUCAGACAGAUUUGCAGCCAUGAAGAGAAGAGGACUGGUCUUCCUGCUGCUGUCAGGCUGUGUGUUGGUCUGUCACCUCCACACUGACGAUGUCAUCAGAUAUUUCCACGCCGUCGAUACAAAGACCACCUGGACUGAAGCUCAGCGUUACUGCAGGGAAACGUUCACCGACCUCGCCACCAUCCAGGAUCCAACCAACAACAAUGAAGCCAUACAGACGAUGCAGAGUGGAAAGUUCUGGAUCGGACUCUCUUUAAACGACAGUGGCUGGAAAUGGUCUCACUGGGACCAGAGCGAUUCUGUGCAAACCCGGUUCACCAACUGGGCUGACAAAGAACCGAGGUUCCAGGAGUGUGUGACCAUAUCUGGACUUGGGGAGUGGUCUGCCAUAGACUGUGGAGUUGAACAUCACGUGAUGUGUUACAGCGCUGAAUAUGACAAACACAUCCUGGUGAAGCAGCUGAUGACCUGGUCAGAGGGUCAGACGUACUGCAAGACAAAAUACACAGACCUGAGCAGCAUCAGCAGUAAGGAGGAGAACGAGCAGAUCUCCAGUCUGCUGCAGAGUACCACUGACCCUGACGACGACAGUGAGGAUGACAGUGAGGAUGACAGUGAGGAUGACAGUGAGGAUCUCGCCUGGUUCGGUUUGUACAGACAGCUGUGGGUGUGGUCUGACGGGAGCGGUGGCUCCUACCGGCAGUGGGCGUCUGACCAGCCCAAAGAGAAAGAAGACUGUGUGAUGGUGGACUCAGUUGACUGGCACAGUGCGCAAUGCGAUGAUACACACCCCUUCCUCUGUUACAGUGAUGUCAGACAGUCAGCGAUGAGGUUGGUGAAGGUUCGGCUGAGCGGAGGAUCUGCAGACCUGAAUGACCCGAUGCUGCAAGACGCCAUCCUGCAGCAGCUGGAGCAGAAACUGCAGGAUGGAGGGAUCAGAGAGGAGGUGAAGCUGCGUUGGAGGAGGCAGUCUGAUGGGAGGAUUUUCCACAGAGAGGAGGAGACAGCGCCCCCUGUUGACUGGGAGGACGAAGAUUUCUGUGACAGUUCAACAGUUCAAAUCAACUGAUUGUUAUUGGCUGAUAUUCAUCAUUUCUGAUUUAGUUUGUGAUCUUGUUUCUGUUUCCUAUAUACUUAUGUUUGCUUAAAGAUAAAGUCUAAAACUACCUUAAAGGUCCAGUGUGUAACACUUGGGAGGAUCUGUAGAGAUGGAGGACAGGAAGUGAAGGCAGAAUAGAUGAAACGGAGGAAAGUCUGAGCUCAUUUAAAACAAUAUUAGAGAGAAAAUCACAACAAUCUGAGUUUCUGCUCAGAGUUUCUGCUCUACCGCUGCGUCCACUGGUUGGUGAUUAUUAUUGUGUGAAUUUGGUGAUUUAACAUGUUAACAUUUGUCACUAAGGACGGAGGCAGCGGUAGACCAGAAACUCUGUCUCUCUUUUUGUCAGUGGAGUCUGGUGGCUUUGAAGAGAGAAUAGAUCGAUGUUACAUUCAGUUCCCGUCAGAAAGGGUCUGACAGCGAGCUGAAGAGCUGAAUAUCUGCCCCGUCCACAGAGGUUCUCACAAGAUGUUGGUUUGUUAUUUCUCCGUCAAUUUCUUUCAUUUUUCUUUUUUAUGAACAAAAACAUCAAUAAAUGCUCCUUGUGGUUUCUCAGUUUGAUCGAUUUGAGCGGCCGUAAAUAAAACCAACAUUGAUAGUUUGUGACAGUGUAGAAAAUCACUUCCUGUCCUCCAUCUGCGACACAGUGAUGUCAUGUUCAAUAGGAUAUAAUACUCAUAGGUACGUUUUCAUUAGUGUACAAUCAGCUGAGAAUAAGAAUCGUUGUGUUGUUGUUACCUUAGAACGAGACGUUUUCACAAACCAAACACGAGCCUUCUGAUGCCUUAUCUUUUAUUAUUUGUCUGAAUGCCUAUAAACUAUCAUUUCUUAUUAUAUUAAACAGUUUUUUGAUCUUAUUUUGUUUGUAGGGUGAAUAUAUAAUAUCUGUUCAGGCACUAUAGAUGUAUAAUAACGUUACAACAAUGAUUAUUAAUGUGCACUGGACCUGGAGAGUAAGUAAAUAAACAAAUACAAAACUAA
This is a messenger RNA of Dicentrarchus labrax (European seabass), 2142 nucleotides long. Its product is annotated as macrophage mannose receptor 1-like. The record is from RefSeq and is a predicted model, not a curated record. Lineage: Eukaryota; Metazoa; Chordata; Actinopteri; Moronidae. The coding region runs from base 85 to 1134 and encodes 349 amino acids. The transcript has 6 exons.